UCCGGCAAAAUGACUGCUGUAUUGUCGGAGCAUGGAUUUUUUAUAAAUUGCAUUUAAAUUGUUGUUCAAUUAACAUUUUAAAUACUUAUUUAAAAAAUAUUAAAAUGGAACCAGUAUACUUUUGUAAAUCACUGUAAACAGACAAUGAGCAUUCUGUUGCCCUAGACAUAUUUUUAAUCAUUCGAGUUGGCGUCGCUAACCAACUCUUCAGUCUCUUGCAGUCUUGGAAGUUGAACUCGGGACAACUGCUAACUCUUCCAAAUCGUUACGUCAGAAAAAUUUACUGUAUGCUUUUCAAAACUUCGCACUCCUGACUUAAAGAUGGAUGGUAGUGGAUUCACGCCAUUUGGGUCUGGUCUGACUCCUCAGCCCCAGCAGAGUCCACUGCUUUCUCCCGCAUUAAGUGGAUUUGGACUGGGUGCAACACCAAACCCUGUACUGCCACCUUCCAAUGCCAGUCUUUACCCACCAACUCCCGGUGGUCCCAUGACCCCCAUUUCACCAGCUACACCAGCAUCAGAGGGAUCAGGAAUAAGACCACAACUACAAAAUAUUGUUUGCACCGUAAAUCUGGGCUGCAGACUGGAUCUGAAGAAAAUUGCUCUUCAUGCUCGAAAUGCAGAGUACAACCCAAAGCGAUUUGCAGCAGUCAUCAUGAGAAUACGUGAACCCAGAACCACUGCUCUUAUUUUCAGUUCAGGCAAAAUGGUUUGUACAGGAGCAAAGAGUGAAGACCUAGCUAAGCUUGCUGCUCGUAAAUAUGCAAGAAUUGUGCAAAAGUUGGAUUUUCCAGCCAAGUUUUUAGAUUUCAAAAUCCAGAAUAUGGUGGGAAGCUGUGAUGUAAAGUUCCCUAUACGUCUUGAAGGUUUAGUGCUUACACACAGUCAGUUUUCAAGCUACGAACCUGAACUGUUUCCUGGUCUUAUUUAUCGAAUGGUUAAACCCAGAAUUGUGCUGCUCAUUUUUGUCUCAGGAAAAGUUGUACUCACAGGUGCCAAAGUACGGGAAGAGAUCUAUGAAGCUUUUGAAAAUAUUUAUCCAAUAUUGAAGGGAUUCAGAAAGUGACCUAACGUGUUACAUGCAAAUCAUUCUUUUCAUGACAGACUGAUUUUGAUUGCCUCAGUAUCAACAGGGCUUUCAAAAAACGUGACAUAUCCAUGGGAAAUGUAAGAUUUUGCAGUUGUUCAGUGAGCAGAACCAAAUAGAACAGUGUGCUGCAAGGUGAAACUAAAGACUAAUAAAUCACCAUUGUACAUAUUCUCAUGAGUGGAAUGAAACCAGAAGUGCUAUAAACAUGCAUGCUGCUUGAUACAUGCACGUUUGUCCUUCACAUUUGGACAGUAGCCAUGCUGUGAUAAUAUGAAGAAUAAAAUGGAGAUUUUUGUGUAAGAGGAAUGCCAUUCCCCAUACAUGUAUUCCAUGAAAACAAAGAGACAAUAUGUAUCAUCAAAACAGGUUGACCAUCUUACUGUUUUCAUCAUCCAGCCCUGGACCCAGCUAGUUGUCCAGUGCAUCUGUGUCAAGCUUACGAGAGCAGUGGUAUUACAAGAUGUCUUCAUCACUGAUAAAGAAAUAUCCAAAAUUCCACCAGAAUUUGUGAUUUUAAUAUCCCCUUUAAAAUAUUCCUGUCCUUUUGCCUGAAUUUUACCUCAAAAUAAUAAGGUCUGGGAAAACAAGAUUUAAAAAAAAAAAAUAAGAAAAUUUAAUCUGUUCUAGACAUAAUUAUGAACUACUAAACCCAUAUAAUUAUACUGAACAAAUUUUUCUUAUUUAAUGUGUUAAAAGGGAUCUAUUAGUCUGAGACAGUUUAAUGCUAAAAUGUAUAAAGGGCCAGGUCAUGAAAUUUAAACUAGUGACUAUGGACGUGAUAGAUUCCUCCUUGAUCAGCUAAUAUGUGUUCUUGGUAUGACUUUUCUCAGGCAUUCAGUUAUGGAUGUAUGAUCCAUAGAACCAAGAUGCUUACAUUCAUGUAAUGCAGAUUAUAUUUUGGUUCUGUCCUGGUGCAGAUUGACAUUCUAUAGCCGAUGAUUAAUAAAUCAAUGUGCUCUAGUGGUGUUGUUAAACAAAACAAACUUUGUAUUGAGAAAAGAACCCCAUCACUAUGCCACUGGUACAGUCAUAACAAAAUUCUGUUAUCAGCAUUUGAAAACAUGUUGAUGUAACUUGUGAAAGACCUGAUGACGAUAUUUCAUUUACAAGACUUCGAGUUGUCUUGUUUGAAAUCCAAGUGUGCGUAUUUUAUUCAAUUCACAAUGAAUCAAUAUUUGUAAAUUGUAUGUUAGCAUGUAUAUAUGUGCAUUAUUUUUGUGUAUAACAUUUUGUUAUAAACAGGUGCAAAAUUA
Messenger RNA from Gigantopelta aegis, 2342 nucleotides. Its product is annotated as TATA-box-binding protein-like. Gene Ontology annotation, biological process: DNA-templated transcription initiation. Bases 322 to 1065 code for a protein of 247 amino acids. Gene Ontology annotation, molecular function: RNA polymerase II general transcription initiation factor activity; DNA binding. The transcript is spliced from 7 exons. The record is from RefSeq and is a predicted model, not a curated record. NCBI's taxonomy places the organism in Eukaryota, Metazoa, Mollusca, Gastropoda, Neomphalida, Peltospiridae.